UGCCAAAACACGCACUUUCACUCGUCUACCAGGCGUUCACAGAGGAGCUGGCUGGACACAUUUGAACACACAACUCUUCACUCUUCAGGGAGACUUCUGCGAGCCUGCACGUUAAAACAGUCUACUCUGAUUUUUAUUCCCUAAGAUGUGUUGUAGUUAAGUUUAGUGCGUUUUUUUUUUUAUCGCCUAGUGCGCAGCAACAGAAGACUGAACAUGCCAGACUUUUGAGGAGACGUCUUGUUUUUCCACCCCCUCCCUCCCUCCCUCUCUCCCUUCCUCCCCUGGAUUGCCCCCUUUGUGGAAGUAUCCCCAACAGUGUGGUUGCGGAAGAUGGAUCCAAAAAAGAUCGGAGCCAAAGGAAAUGUUGCCGUGGCACUGCUGCUCGUUUUGGUGGCUCUUCUCCAAGGCACCGCCGGUAAGACUCUUAAAUACAAAGUUUACGAGGAGCAGAGAGUGGGGACGGUUAUUGGCCGGUUAAAGGAUGAUGUUGCCGGGGUUCUGGCCAAACUCCCAACUUCCCUGAGCUUUCGGUUCCGUGCGAUGCUGCGGGGCAGCACGCAGUUCCUUUCCGUCCGGGAGGAAGACGGGGAGAUCAGCAUUGGCACCAAAAUCGACCGCGAGAAGCUCUGUGAAAAGAACCUAAACUGCUCGAUCGAAUUCGACGUGGUGACGCUGCCUACUGAGUACCUGCAGCUGUUCCAUGUGGAGGUGGAGGUGCUGGACAUUAACGACAACUGCCCGCACUUCUCCCGCGCUAUUGUCCCCAUCGAGAUUUCUGAGAGCGCCUCAGUUGGGACGCGCAUCCCGCUGGAUGGCGCAGUCGACGCAGACGUGGGAGAUAACUCGCUCCACAGCUACUCCUUAACGCCCAACAACUUCUUUAAAAUCGAGGUGAGGACCAGGACGGACAGCGCCAAGUACGCAGAGCUGGUGGUGAUGAGGGAACUUGACCGUGAGGUGCAGUCCAGCUACCAGCUGCAGCUCACUGCUUCAGAUAACGGCGUGCCCCCCAAGUCAGGAUCCACUUUACUGAAGAUAAGCAUCUCAGAUUCCAACGACAACAGCCCGCUCUUUGAUGAGCAGGCUUAUGUCAUCAAUUUGCUGGAAAACUCGCCUCUUGGGACUCUAAUUAUUGAUUUAAACGCCACAGAUCCAGAUGAGGGCACAAAUGGGAAAAUAGUUUACUCUUUCAGCAGCCACGUUUCACCAAAGAUUUUGGAAAGGUUUAAGAUAAAUCCAGAAAACGGCCAUAUUACUCUGAUCAAGAGAGUGGACUAUGAAAGCACUGCCUCAUAUGAGCUGGAUGUCCAAGCUCAGGACCUGGGACCCAAUUCCAUCCCUGGACUUUGCAAAAUUGUGGUGAAAGUGGUUGAUGUUAAUGACAACAAACCAGAGAUAAACAUCAAUCUGAUGACUCAGGGCAAAGAGGAGGUGGCCUACAUUUCAGAGGGGGCCCCUGUGGACACAUUCAUAGCUUUGGUACGUGUUGAUGAUAUGGAUGCUGGCCUCAAUGGUGAGGUGGUGUGCAGGCUGCAUGGUCAUGGACAGUUCAGGCUCCAAAAGACCCAUGAGAAAAACUACAUGAUCUUGACUAAUGUGUCGUUGGACAGGGAAAAGAGGUCCGAGUACAGUUUGACAGUCAUGGCUGAAGACAAGGGCUCCCCCAGCCUUUCCACCAUCAAACAUUUCACUGUUCAGGUACUGGAUGAAAAUGAUAACCCCCCACAUUUUGAGAAAAGCCGCUAUGAGGUCUUCAAAUCUGAAAACAACUCUCCGGGGGCCUACUUAAUGACUGUGGUGGCCUCAGACCCAGAUUUGGGAACCAACGGUCAGGUCACAUACACCAUUAUUGAUGCUUCGGUCCAAGGGAGUCCUAUUUCUACCUACGUCACCAUUGAUCCUUCUAAUGGGGCCAUCUAUGCCUUACGCAGCUUUGACCAUGAGGAUGUCAGCCGCAUUGCUUUCACACUUCAGGCCCGUGAUGGUGGGAACCCUGCACUGUCAGCCAACACCACUGUCCUCCUUACUGUUUUGGAUGAAAAUGACAACCCGCCCAUCAUCCACUCUCCCUCUCUCCGGAAUUACACUGCUGAGCUUCCGGUGUGGAAGUAUGCAUCACCUGGUCAGCUUAUAAGUGCACUAAAAAUCACAGAUCGUGACUCUGGUGCUAAUGGAGAGGUGAGCUGUUCCAUUGUUGGGGGUAAUGAAGAUGGACUGUUUGUGAUGGACACCCGGCGAUGCGAACUCAGAACCAAUGCCAGCCUGGAGCAGGCUCCACGGGAUGUGAUGGAGAUCAGGGUGGAGGUGCAGGACAGGGGCACCAGCCAGCUAACCACAGGAGCUCUCUUCAAGCUCUCACUGCAGGAGAACAUGGACAUCCUCCCUCCUCUCUAUCCCACUGGUUCCAGCCAGGCCUCUCUGGAUCUCUCCCUCAUUGUCAUCAUUUCUCUUGUUGCUGUUUGUGCUCUGCUACUCAUUGUGAUGGUGAUGUUUGCAACUGCCCGUUGCAGCCGAGAGAAGAAAGACCCAAGGCACAACUAUAACUGCCGUGUGGCAGAGAACAGUUACCAGAACCACCCCAAGAAGCCUGCCAGGCAGAUCCACAAGGCAGACAUUACCUUAGUGCCCACUGUCAAUGGAACCUUACCUGUGCGUUCUCACCCACGUUCUCCCUUGCCGUCUCCAACACCUGAGAGAGGCACUCUUGGGAGCAGGCAGGGCCAUCAUAGCCGGCAGUCUCUCAACAGCUUAGUGACAAUUUCCUCCAAUCACGUGGUUGAGAACUUCGCCUUGGAGUUAGCCCAUGCCACACCUCCUGUUGAACAAGUUUCACAGCUUCUGUCCAUGCUCCAUCAGGGCCAGUACCAGCCACGACCAAGCUUCAGAGGCAACAAAUACACCAGGAGCUACAGAUAUGCCCUUAAUGAGAUGGAUAAGUUCAGCCUGAAGGACAGCGGUCGUGGAGACAGUGAAGCAGGAGACAGUGACUACGAACCUGGCAGAGAGUCGCCAGUGGAAAGGUUCCUUGGUGAGGGCUUUACUGAGCUAUAUUCCCCUGACGGCCAGCACUGUUCGCAUGCAGCAAUGAAGCACUGCACAGAAGAGUGCCGCAUUCUGGGCCACUCAGAUCAGUGCUGGAUGCCCCCUCUAGCCUGCCCAGCUUCUUCCUCUGCUGACUACCGCAGCAACCUCUACAUUCCCGGAGAAGAAGCACAUCAAGCCACCGGCAUCACUCAGGAAAAGAUCCCCCAGCCUUGCACUGACACAUGCACUGCUCGCAAUCAGAGCUUUUCCACCUUUGGCAAAGACCUUGGUGGGGAAGAUGGUGAAGAAGAGGACGGGGGAGAGGGGGGAACCAAGUCUUCAGAGGAAGACCUGUGUGGGACCACUUCAUUGCUGUCAGAGAUGAGCAGUGUUUUCCAGAGGUUGCUUCCGCAGGGUUUGGAUUCAUAUGUCCAGGUCAGUGAAAACCAGAAGGGGACUAGCUUGAGCUGCGUUGGCGUUCCCAUGACUGGAUCUUUAGAUCGCCGGAGAGGUCAUCUACCUGGAAAGCCCAGCCCCUCAGUGCACCAGCAGGGUGUGGCAGCCUGGGCUGCCAACACUCACUUCCAGAAUCCAGGAAGUAGCAUCGGCCCAUCUGGGCAACACCAGGGUGGCAGCUACCACACUCUCAAACCCAACACCAAACUCAGCUGCCAGAGCAGCAACCACAAAGGAUCACAGGCCCCCAAAAACAGCCCCCAGAACAGUGGCCACAGCCCAAAACCCACCAGCAGCCCUCUUCUCACUGGGCUGGUCAGCCCAACGCUGGUGCAGCCUUCUGUGGCCCAAGCCCCAAUACAAGCCCCGCUCAAUGGGCCCUCUUCAAAAUGGCUUCCAGCCAUGGAGGAGAUCCCAGAGAACUAUGAGGAGGAUGAUUUUGACUCAGUGCUCAGCCACCUUCAGGGCAAACAUAGCGACAGCCGGCAUGAGCUGGUGGAUGCCAGCGAGCUGGUGGCUGAGAUCAACAAACUCUUACAGGAUGUCCGGCAGACGUAAAUGUCCACCCUUCUUAUUUAUUACUGAACACUCACUGCUUCCAAAACGGGGGGUCUGGGGGUAACCAGAAAAGAAACACAGUCCAAUGUUUCCUGUAAAAGAGACAAAAAAAUAUCUGCAAUAGUCAUUAAAGUUGCAUUUGUUCUGAAAUACUUUUUUUGUGAAUGCUAAGUAUCCAAAAAAUGUUUGUAAAUGCUGUUUGGUACACAAUGUACAUUAUGUGACUAUUUAUCUUUGUAUUUUAAAAAUACAUUUGUAUUCGUAUAUUUAUAUAUAAAAAAAGGUGUAGAUACAUUUAAUCAAAAAUCUAUUUUUAUAAUUUAAUGCAUGUUGAGUACGAUAAAUCAAAACAUUGACAUGCGAUUGACAUUCUGUGUAUUUAAAGCUGUCUUUUGUAUCGUGAUUCUUUUUUAUCCGUCACUAUUAUAUGUAUACAUGAGUAUAUUUCUGAAUUGUUGGACACUUGUGAUUUAUUGUGAAGAGAAGGGGGCGGUAGACAAAUAAAACAAUACACAAACUAGA
Molecule: messenger RNA, 4560 nt
Organism: Fundulus heteroclitus (mummichog)
Lineage: Eukaryota; Metazoa; Chordata; Actinopteri; Cyprinodontiformes; Fundulidae
Gene: pcdh18b
Product: protocadherin 18b
Exons: 4
Coding region: 331-4038 (1235 amino acids)
Biological process (GO): homophilic cell-cell adhesion
Cellular component (GO): plasma membrane
Molecular function (GO): calcium ion binding
Source: RefSeq, a predicted model, not a curated record